Trypanosoma rangeli is the source of this 480-nucleotide messenger RNA. RefSeq names its product large subunit ribosomal protein L21e. Gene Ontology annotation, biological process: translation. The record is from RefSeq and is a predicted model, not a curated record. Gene Ontology annotation, molecular function: structural constituent of ribosome. Gene Ontology annotation, cellular component: ribosome; cytosolic large ribosomal subunit. The transcript has a single exon. Bases 1 to 480 code for a protein of 159 amino acids. NCBI's taxonomy places the organism in Eukaryota, Euglenozoa, Kinetoplastea, Trypanosomatida, Trypanosomatidae.
AUGGUGCAUUCCUACGGUUACAAGUGUGGCACCCGCCACCUCUUCGCGAAGAAGUUCCGCAAGCACGGGGUGCCGUCCGUGAGCACCCUGCUGACGAACUUCAAGGUCGGCGACUACGUCGACGUCGUGGCGGACUCCGCCGUGCGGGCCGGGAUGCCGCAUAAGUACUACCACGGCCGCACGGGCAUUGUCUGGAACGUCACCCCUCGUGGCGUUGGCGUGAUUGUCAACAAGCCAGUCCGAAACCGCACGAUUCGCAAGCGCAUCUGCGUGCGCUUUGAGCACGUGCGCAAGUCGCGCUGCCAGGAGGCCUUCAAGCAGAAGCAGAAGGACUUUGUGGCCUUCCAGGCAGCGAAGAAGGCUGGCAAGCCGCUCCCUCCCCCGAAGAAGAGCUCCCGCAACGGCGGCAUUGUUCGCCCGAAGAAUGUGGAGGUGCUGGCCCGCCGCACUGCCGAUUACGAGGCCAUGAUUCCGUACUAA